AUGACAGCUCCGACUCGGCUUAUAUCUGCUUUACUAUGGAGAGAUUAUGCAAGAGUAGGGGGUUCAGCUGCUGCAGCAGGAGCAGCAGCAGCAGCAGCAGCAGGAGCAGCAGCAGCAGGAGCCGGAACAGGAGGAACAACAACAGCAACAGCAACAGCAGCAGCAGCAGCAGCAGCAGCAGAUGAACGAGCAGCAGCUGUGUUUACAGAAGAAGAUGUUGAAUAUGCUCUUCAGAGAAUUGAAGUCAUAGACUUUGAAGAAGAAAUAUUAAUAAAAGGCGCAAGAAUUUGCUGCUAUCCAGCAGGACAUGUGCUUGGUGCAUGCAUGUUUUUAGUAGAGGUGAAUGGGAUGAGGUGCCUAUACACCGGAGAUUAUAGCAGAGAAGAAGACAGAUUAACCCCUAUUGCAUGCAUCCCUCCGACCUCUAUUCAUUUACUUAUUACUGAGAGCACGUACGGUGUACGUCUUCAUGAGCCAAGGGUUUUACGCGAGCAAAGAUUGCUGAAAGCUGUAUUAGAUACACUGCAUAGAGGCGGAAAAGCCUUGCUUCCUGUCUUUGCUCUCGGACGAUCGCAUGAAGUAUUAUUAAUUCUCAACGAGUUCUGGACUAAGCAUCCACCGCUGCAUGCAAUACCCAUCUUCUUUCUGUCGCCUCUUGCUGCUAAAAGCUUCGCACUCUUUGAUUCUUUUCUAGACUUGUGCGGCGAAGAACUCAGACUAAAAGCACUCAAAGGAGAACGUCCGUUUGACUUGCGAUAUAUUCGCGUCGUUUGUUCAUUAUCAGAAAUAUCUGCGUAUGUCUUCGGCUCUUCUCCUUGUGUAUUAUUAGCAGCGCCGGGGAUGCUACAAGGAGGAGCUUCUUUAGAAGUGUUUAUCGAUUGGUCUAGCAGCAGAUUAAAUAGCAUAAUAUUUACAGGGUAUACUGUGAAGGGUACGAUAGGAGAUGAAGUUCGUAACGAACAAGAAAUAAUAACAGUAGGAAAUCGAACAGUUCGUAGGCUUUGUGCUGUAUAUACAAUAUCUUUUUCUGCUCAUUCAGACUAUAAUCAGACGCGAGAGUUUAUUCAACGACUUAGAGCUCCUAAUGUUGUUCUUGUGCACGGCGAAAGAAAAGAAAUGAUGCAGUUAAAAGAUAAACUUAUGCUUGAAAACCCUGCCCUUUCUGUCUUUACACCUGAAAUACUUCAAACUGUCGCACUCAACUUUCAUCAUACUAAGCCCGUGCUGCUCAAAGGCACUGCAGCACGUAAACUACUCCUGCAGCAGCAGCAGCAGCAGCAGCAGCAGCAGCAGGGGGAGGGGGACGGGGACGGGGAGAGUGAGGAGGAGCAGCAGCAGCAGCAAGAAGAAACUCAUCAGCAGCUCUUUCAUAAGCAACGCCAAACAAUGCAAACUAAGAACGAAUCAAGCUGCUGUCUCCUCCAGCAGCAGCAGCAGCAGCAGCAGCAGGAUGAAGAUGAAGAUGAAGAAGGAGAGGGAGAUGUAAGCGGAUUAAGCGAAAAAGAAUUAGAUUUGGUGCUGCUGCAGCAAGAGGGACAGCACCCUUUGCUGCUGGCAGCAACAGAGACAGAAGCUCUGGCUGGUGUGGCUUGCUGCUCGCUGCAGCAGCAGAUUGAAGCCCCCUUCCCUCUACCUCUUGCUGAUUUAAUGCAUGCAGCAGCACAACUCUUCGAUGAUGUGCAACCUGCACUCUGUAUAUGCAGCAGCAGCAGCAGCAGCGACGGCAUCAAAAGCCCCUCAACAGCUGCAUAUACACCUGAAGAGUGCUGCAACAGCUGCGGGUUUGUUGUUGCUGCAUGCGUGGCUGUACGGAGAACAGCUAAGGGAGAUGAGUCGCAGCCCCCAAAGUGCAGCGACGAGACUGAUGCCUGCAGCAGCAGCAGCAACAGCAGCAGCAACAGCAGCAGCAGCAGCAGCAGCAGCAUUGAAGUGUGUUGGGAAUCAAGUCCUUCUGCUGACUUGGUUGCGGAUUCUCUUUUGUUUUUGUCUUGUGAUUUGCUGCGGGUUAAACUCAGAAGCAGCAGCGAGCCUACAGCACUCACCAGCAGCAGCAGCAGCAGCAGCAGCAGCGAAAAGGCAGACGCGAAGCAGCAGAUGCAGCUCGUUCAGGUGCUGCAGCAGCACUUAGAAGAACUGUUUGGCCCCGUAAGAAUAUGCAUCAGGCAAAAGGAGAAGCUUGCAGCAGAUGCAAGCAAGCCAGCAGCAGCAGCAGCGGCAGCAGCAGCAGCAGCAGCAGCAGCGGCAGCAGGGCGUGGGGCGUCUGAUUUGGUGUCGCUGGGAGAAGCAGCUGCAGCAAAUGAAGAAACCCUCAGCUUGUGCCUCGUCUUCCGCACUGCAGCGGAGAAGACUCCAGCAGCAGCAGCAGCAGCAACAGCAGCAGCAGCAACAGCAGCAGCGGAUGAGGGCAUGGUGGGAGUUAAGUCAGAGAAGGCAGCAGCAACAGCAGCAGAUUCAGGAGCGCUUGAUAAAGCAACAGAAACAGAUAUAGUAAAAGCAGCAGCAGCAACAGCAGCAGCAGCAGCAGAUGGGUCCGAUGCUGCAGCAAACCAAAGUAGCAGCAAGGAAGGCUGUCUCGCCUCCUCUCCUCCGCAAGAUGAUACAGUUGAAGUCUGUGUAGACAUCACUGAGAGACAGGUCUACUGCAGCGACGCAGCAGUGCAGCAGCGCGUGCGGAGUCUUUUAGCUUCAGCAGAAAAAGGCUUCUUGCCUGUUCUGCUUCCUUG
Molecule: messenger RNA, 2723 nt
Organism: Eimeria acervulina
Lineage: Eukaryota; Apicomplexa; Conoidasida; Eucoccidiorida; Eimeriidae
Product: cleavage and polyadenylation specificity factor, putative
Exons: 3
Biological process (GO): mRNA 3'-end processing by stem-loop binding and cleavage
Cellular component (GO): mRNA cleavage and polyadenylation specificity factor complex
Molecular function (GO): 5'-3' exonuclease activity; RNA endonuclease activity; RNA binding
Source: RefSeq, a predicted model, not a curated record